UUUGAGAAAGCGGAUAUGGUUGGUCCGCCAUAAUCGUGUGGGUCUGUGCUUGUGUGGUUGGGGUGUAUUGCCGGUGCCAACCAUUAUUUUUAAUUAGUAGUAAGUUAUGCGUAUGAAUCCAGACAUGGACGAUGAUGAGAAGGGAAAACUGUUCGUGGGCGGGCUAUCAUGGGAGACGUCGCAGGAGAACCUGCAGCGCUACUUCUCGCGCUACGGCGACGUGAUCGACUGCGUGGUGAUGAAGAACAGCGAGUCGGGCCGCUCCAGGGGCUUCGGCUUCGUCACCUUCGCGGAGCCGUCGCUGGUCAACGUGGUGCUGCAGAACGGGCCUCACCAGCUGGAUGGAAGGACCAUCGACCCGAAGCCGUGCAACCCUCGUACCCUGCAGAAGCCGAAGCGCGGCGGCGGCUACCCGAAGGUGUUCCUCGGCGGUCUGCCCUCCAACAUCACGGAGACCGACCUGCGCGUGUUCUUCGGCCGCUACGGCAAGGUCAUGGAGGUCGUCAUCAUGUACGACCAGGAGAAGAAGAAGUCCAGAGGCUUCGGAUUCCUGUCGUUUGAGGAGGAGAUGUCCGUUGAGAGGGUCACCCAGGAGCACUUCAUCAACCUCAACGGAAAACAGGUGGAGAUCAAGCGCGCGGAGCCGCGCGACGGGUCCGGCAAGCUGGGCUCGGGCGGCAUGGGCGGCGGCAUGAGCGCGCCCGGCGACGCGCCCAACGCCGGCCAGUGGGGCCCGCCCGCCGCCGCGCCCCUCAACAUGAUCCAGGGCCACAACGGCCAGAUGGGCGGCCCGCCCAUCAACAUGCCCAUGGCCGGGCCCAACAUCAUGCAGGGGUACCAAGGCUGGGGCACGUCGCCGGGGCAGACGUCGUACGCGGGGUACGGCGCGGCGGGCGGCGCGGCCGGGCCGGGCUCCUACCAGGGCUGGGGCGCGCCGCCGCAGCAGGCGCCGCCGCACGCGCCCGCCUGGCCCGCCAACAACAACUACUCCCAGCACACGCAGCCGCCCCAGCAGGGCUACGGCAGCUACGGUUCGUACGUGCCGCUGUCGGAGGGCGGCGAGAUGUACGGGCGCUCGGGCGGCGGCGGCGCGCCGGCGCUCACCGGCGCGCUCUCCUCCGCCGCCGCGCUCUCCAAGUCCUCCUCCGCCGACUACUCCUCCUACCAGCAGUACCCGCCCGCCUACCAGCAGGACCAGGGCUCCUCGUACGGCGGCUCGGCGCGCGCCUACAGCUCCGAGUACCACGCGAGCGCGCCGCCGCCCGCGCAGCAGCCAGAGGGCGAGGCCGCGGGCGCCCCGGCCGGCAGCCCCAAGUUCUUGGCCGUGCAGAUGAGCGACGGCACGCCGCCCCAGGUGCCCAUGAUAUACUGUGGUGCCAUGGUGUCCCCCCAACAGUCGUUUUGUAACGUGUCCGACAUCUCUGCGUCCGCAUCAGGUGACGAUUACGAGUAUACUGGGGGCUCAGGGGAUGGCUACCAGCGGUCUUCGAAGCGCGGCUACCACGGCGCGAGCUCGGGCUCCACUGCCGCGUCUUACCAUCCCUAUCGGCGUUAAUGAGUGACCUCCCUCCCAUCGAGGCGUCGAGCAUCAUCGGGUACCUAUAUGUAUACAAUCAGCUGACAACUGCUUGCAAAACUUCGUUUAGCAUUCUCAUUAAGGCGUCCGCUAUCUGGCGCGGGUGAGCGGGUUAACGAAAAAUAGUAUGAGCGCCGGUAACCAACGCGGAAGCGUGCGGUGGAUUUAACCUAUAAUAACCUAUAUAACCGCACGCGUGCGCCAGCUAGCGGAUGCCCUUAGACUAGGGGUCUCCUAACUUUUUGAUGCGAAGGCCAUGGCCAGACCUCCACAUUUUUCGCAGACUGUAGUUUGGAGACUCCAGCUUAAGACCACUAGUUCCAUAAUUAAGACGAGAGGGGACGAAGCCAUGUGGCCGUUUCUCCAUACAAACAUAGUAUGUAUUUUCCUCUUAGGAUAUUAAAAUUAUAGAAAAUAUUUUUAAGUAAUUUUAUGUAUACCUAUUACAUAAUCACGACAACCCUUUAGAUUUUAGGUAGCUAUGAUUUAUAUUACCUAUUAAACAACUGUACCGAUAUUCGGAACCUAAUAAUAAUAUUGAGAGUGGCAACACUGUAGUUAGUCGUAUUGUCCUUUUCCACAAUGUCAAAUAUCCUGGGAGGAAAAUGGGGACGUUUGUAUGGAGACGCGGCCGUCCACGAUCGUCUACACUACACUUUAGACUCUAAAGUAUGAACAAAUCAAGUAAAAGGUUUUUGUGGACAAAUUGAUGUCUACGUUAUAUUUAGCUGUUUAUUCGAUAUUGUCCAUAUACCUAGUCCGUAGAAAUGUUAACGGUUAUUUCAAAUCUAUCUGUUUUCUUUCCAUGUAGGUACUUUUUGUAUCUAAAUGAAAGGCAGUUGUCAAUUUACUAAACUUGUAAAAUAUUAUUAUACCUUACUUUCAAUGAAGGCAAUCAUUGUGUUUGUAAAUGUUGUUUAAAUGGGCGGGAGUAUAUAAGAACAUUCAAUGCAAACUAAAUUAUUUUGACGAGUCUUGUCUGUUGAUGAAAAUGUACCCAUUGUUGAUUCUGCGCUGAACCAUAUAUUCCAUGAAAUUGUGUAGAAAUUGUGCAAAUGUUUAGAACACACGCUAUUGAAGCCUGAUCUUAUAUACUUCUUGUCUCGUAUUUUUAAGUUAGUUUAGUUUUCUUUUGGACAUACAUUUGUGUAGCGUGGAUGAGAUGACUCUAACCAGUGAAUGUUUAAACACAUACCGAACCUUGUAUAAUUUAGAAUUGUUACAUAAAUAUAUUUCCUGUAAGCAGACACUAUUUUUCCGAUGUGUUUGAAGCGAUAGAGGUUUUGUGGGUUCAUAAUUUAGUGACAUCACGUUUAAAAAUGUUUUAGGCGUUUAAUGUUGCCAAGAAAUGUUGAAUGAAUCGGUAUUUUUUCUAUCAAUAUUACUUGUAGAUUUAAAAGUAACCAUAUCCAUGGUUUAAAAAUUAUUUGUAAUUGUUGCAUCAGUCUGAAAUGUAUGUUCUAACGUAAGUAAAUCGCCUAAAAAUCGUGUCCAAUAGACUGGUCGAGCUAGAAAUGCAUUUAUUGAUAAAAAAGACACAUCAAGUUCCAAUGACAUACCUAAAUAUCUAUAUUCCGUUUAACGAUGUCUUAUGACGGACCACAAUCAAAUGGUACCUCAGAUAGAUUAUUUGUGGUCAAAUCAGAUGUGUCCUCUGACGAAGCACCGGGUUCUCAUGUGUAUUUCUUUUAUUUACAAUAAAAGUAAUAAGUAAUUAUAAGUUUUAUUUAAAAUCACUGGCAGAAGACUGGCGGGCGCUCGGGCCUGCACUCCUCGACGACGGGUAUUAAUAACUAAACGGUAUUUUAUAAUAAUCCUUUUAUUUUUUAAUCAUUUUAAAAUACAUUUUAUACAACGCGCGUAGGUAGGCCUUGUGAAUAUAUUUAAAUACUGUAUGAAUAAAUUUUAAAAACAUCGGUAAGCAUGUAAUUAAAAUUAAUGUUUAUAUUUAUAUCGAUGUAAUAUAAAAUAGAUUUAAUGUACAUUAUCAUAAAGUUCUUAAUUAAUUUAAUAGACUUCGGACACAGGUGAACAGGCAUAGAGAUUGCUGAGAUUUAUAAUAUAGAAAUUAUCCUAGAUAUACUUACUUUAAUAUUACGCAUUAUAAUAAAGAGGUUUAACAGUUCGCACGCAGGAUUACGUUACGUUAGAUUAGCACUUAUGGACCAUGAUCGAGUAGUUAGACGCAUUCACUAUUUUUUUAACUCUUAAUUCUAAGUAUUCUAUUUUGGCUUAGAAUUUAAUAAUGGUAAAAACAUGUUCUUGCAAUAGAGUAAUAGAAUACGAAAAUUCUUAUGUAUAAUCUGAAUAAAUUAUGUAAAGAGAA
This is a messenger RNA of Cydia splendana, 3902 nucleotides long. RefSeq names its product heterogeneous nuclear ribonucleoprotein 27C (gene Hrb27C). The record is from RefSeq and is a predicted model, not a curated record. Gene Ontology annotation, molecular function: mRNA binding. Gene Ontology annotation, biological process: regulation of translation. The coding region runs from base 107 to 1555 and encodes 482 amino acids. Lineage: Eukaryota; Metazoa; Arthropoda; Insecta; Lepidoptera; Tortricidae. The transcript is spliced from 11 exons.